AUGGAUAAAAGUAGUAGGUGUUUAGCAGACGAUAGGCCAUCAGUGGUAAAAGAAAUGCAUAAGGAUGGCUUACCAGUAGACAUUUCGGCGGAUGAGUCAGUGAUCGAUAGGACUUUGCAUUCCAAUGUAUCACAACCCGAAACACUUCCUGAAAAUCUUGUUGAUUCGGAAAAUAAAGUGCACAUGGUAGGUCACUGGAGUAGUGCCUGUGGUUCGUGUAGAUCUUCGAAUGAUGUUGAUAGUAACAGUCAAGAAGUGAACAAUCAUGUCCGAUUAGAAAACAACAGCAACGAGACGCAAGGCAAGCUGAUAACGAAAAUGUUACCUACUGGUCAAGUUGUCAAUCUGAUGCCAGAAUUAAAUAACCACGAAAGUUGUACAUUUUUUGGAGUGGAUAGCGAGGAACAAGACAACCAAUCUACCACCCAAGUUCUCGCUGACCGCCCGUUUCAGCGAUCCGCUCAAGCUCUCAGAAAUGACACGGAUUGUGUCGAAAGAGUUCGGAGAGAAAUGAAGAAGAUUUUGCUGAAGAUGGAUGAAACUAUUCCGAGUGCCGAUUCAAUUGAUGAUUUUCUUUGCGAAUGUUCCGUAAUCUUGAGAAAUCGUUGGCGAGCCCGGGACAAAUUUUCUGAAAUUGCAUUUCAGGGCUUACUUUUGGUGCUGGAAUUUUGCUUAGCUUACACGAAAUCAUAUGAUCCUAUGUUUGAUUAUUUUUUAUCGAGUUUGGGCUACAACUCGGUCGCGUUUUGGCGUCUCGCCGUUCCAUUGAUAUAUGACUCGGAUUUGUCGGCUGGUACCCAUUAUCGUGAUGCAUUAUUGUUCGCCCUGGCACUUUACGAUGUCAACAACAGUAAAAGCCGUUUACGGGAAUUAUACGCAGCUGUUCCUGGUGUUCGACAAAGUAUGCUUGGAAUCCAUGCCAAACGUUUCGGGGAAAAAUAUCGCCAUUUGCAGAUGAUGCGAAGCCGAGCAAGUUCACGAAGAUCCAGUAUUCAAGGGUCCAUUGAAAAUUUGGAUUUAGCAGAACUUGAAUUUGAUGAGCCGGCUGAAAACGAUGCACAUGCCGGAGGUGGGCUAACCGACAUUUCUCACCACAAGCAGCGUGUAAUCAAUGUUUCAAAUGCACCACCGGUAUCAAUAAAACGUAAGCUAAGUGGUAGCUGGGAAAUUCAACAAGGAAGUGGUGGAUUGGUAGCCUGUGUUGAUCCAGUAAUGAGUAUCGAUAAAGAAAACAUGUGGCUUGCGAAUAUUGGAAUGAAUUUGCAAGGGGCCGCUAGACAACUCAACGAAGAACAUGCACCACCUUCUACUAAUUCGCUUGGAUUGCCACUUCUUCGACAGGCCAAUGCCGGAGAAAUUUUUCAUGUUUUGGGCGACGAUCCGAAACCGAAUACAUUAACAGAAAAUGAGCGAGACGUAGAGCGCGAGAUGUCAUUGCUGUCAGUGUUGCAUGAUUACAAUAAAUCAAAUUAUCAAUUGAAUCCAGUAAUUGUAAAUCAAGAAGAUUAUAAUACAUACUAUGGCGGCAUCAGCAAUGGUUUACUGUGGCCCGUAUUGCACAAUUUACCGGAAUAUAUUGUUAAAGAUUACGAUGAUGAACAGAUACUUCGAGAACAUUGGUGUGCUUAUGUCAGAGUUAAUUAUCAAUUUGGAAUUAAUGCCGUCCGGAAUAGUCGACCGCAGGAUUUCAUCUGGAUUCACGACUAUCACCUAAUGCUUACAGGACAGAUGAUGAGAAGUUUAGAUAGUAAUCUAGAGGUCGGAUUUUUUCUGCAUAUCCCGUUUCAACCCCCAGACAACUGGAUGACGAAAUAUCGUAUCGUUGCGGAACCAAUAAUGCGAGCCUUACUUCGAUUCACAAAAGUUGGCUUUCAAACUCAUCGCGAUCGUCAGAAAUAUGUAGAACUGGUAAAAAAACAUAUAUCACGUGCCCGAAUUCAAUAUGAAAGUACAGUUGACAUAUUCACCGUCACUCAUGAUAAUUUCACUUGUUCAUUGGGUGUUUUCCCUGUGUCAAUCAAAAACGAAGAUUUUUUGAAUAUCGUGAAAAAUCCAUCAACUACAAAGCUUGCAAUUGAAAUACGAAAAGAGCUGCUUUCUGCUGGAUCCCAGAAAGGCUGCAUUUUUUUUUCUGUGGAGCGAUUCGAUUAUACGAAGGGUAUCGCUGAAAAACUUAAGGCGUGGAAACGUUAUUUUGAGAAAUAUCCGGAACGCAUCGGACUGGAUCUUUUAUAUCAAGUAGCAGUGACUAAUCGACGAUCUGUUGAAUCGUAUCGGGUCUAUCAAGAUAAUUGCAUGAAAAUUGUUAAUGAUGUGAAUACGGCAUUCCCUUGCAAACAGUUUCCAAAUUGGAAACCUCUGAAAUUCAAUAUGGAUGGUUUACCGCGAGCUAAAUUGGUGGCUCAUUAUUUGGCAAUGGAUGUGGGUGUUGUGACGCCGAUUAAAGAUGGCAUGAAUUUGGUGGCAAAAGAAAUGUUGAUUUGUAAUCCAGCAGCUGCACUCAUUCUUUCAUCGGGAGCAGGGACUGAAGUGCAGUUGGGCAAUGCUGGUUUUUAUGCCCAGGACAAGCAGUGUUACUACAGGGUCGAGGAUGUCACGAAUACCGAGAUAUUUGCCGAUUGCUUUUACAAAGCUGCAACAGAGUCCCUGGAGGUAAGGCAUGAUCACGGGAUUCUUUUGAACCAGUAUUUAAUGAGUCAUGAUAUCGAUGAGUGGAGUACAGCUUUCUUGGAUCCCUCAUGGACCCAUGAAGUAAUCAGACUCACUGAGGUAAAGCUUUUGGCCGAUUUUUAUCAACUCAUGAAUAAGACAUGUCAGGUGCGUCGACAAAUUGCUGAACGGGUUUUGAAAGGGAUUGCAAUUCGAGCUCAUUUCUCCGUUUCGCUUGAAAAUGCAAAGGCAUCGCUUGAAAACUCAUGUGUUCCUGGUACGUACACUCUGAUUCUGGAGACUGCUGCAGCAGGUGAUGAUUCAGAUGAGGGUAGCCAACAUCUGACUGCAAAGUUUGAUAUAACGAAUGAAUUAGCUGAAUUAGAAAACGAUCUUGAGUUCCUCAGAUUUAUUCAAAGCGAUGAAAUCAAUAAUGUGGAGCAGUUCGUUAUGACUCUUGGAAGUUAUCAUCCUGCUGGACAGGCAGCUUUCGUUGAUGAAGUUAAUAAGGCAUUUGCCUUAUUAACUGAAGGUGAUCAUUUUCAACAUUUCUUUACCGAUCGUGAUGGUACACUGAAAUCGUAUUCGUGUUCUUACCCAGCCAGUAUUCAGCCAGCAUAUUCUGCCGUCAUCCAAGCACAAUUUGCUCGACGUUGUGCCCAGUUUUGCGCAAUUGUUACUACGUCACCGCUGAUGCAUAUUGGUGUUUUGAAUGUCAGUACAAUGCCGGAAGGCUACUAUGCAUAUGGUGCAUCUGCUGGUCGUGAAUGGUAUUUAAAUCCGUCGCUGCAGUUCAAAGAUGAUAGUGUUAAUGACGCAGAUCUGGCUUUGCUAACAAAUGUCUUUGAAAGACUGGAAGAAUUACUUGAACAACCGGAAUAUCGUAACUUCACGUGGAUUGGUUCUGGUCUACAGAGACAUUAUGGACAUAUUACAAUUGCUCGUCAAGAUGUCAACUAUUCAGUUCCUAAGCAUCGUUCAUCCCUUUUAUACCAGGCAGUAUGUAAAAUAGUGAAUGAAGUAGAUCCUACAUCUGCAACUCUAGCAUUACGAGAGGGUGAAUUUGAUUUGAAGAUUUUCACGAAAGUAGCGCUGUCAGAAGUUAAUAGUGCGACGGCGAAGAUUUCUGGCCGAAUUUUUAAUAAGGGUCAUGGAAUUCGUUUGAUCAAAUCAAAAAUGGGAUUGAAACUAAAUUGUGGUAAAAUUUUGGUAUGUGGUGACUCUGAAACUGAUUUACCGAUGCUUGAAGAAUGUUUGAUUUGUUCGCCAGCAAAUGUUUAUACAAUUUGGGUCACAACAAAUUCCCAGUUGCAAGAAAAGGUCCUGCUUGGUGCGAUGGCAAAUGCAACCGUGCGCGAAAUCACAAUUCGGCCACAGGGAGAUGAUGAUGACGAUGAAGAAUAA
Acanthocheilonema viteae is the source of this 4053-nucleotide messenger RNA. Lineage: Eukaryota; Metazoa; Nematoda; Chromadorea; Rhabditida; Onchocercidae. The record is from the annotation of a GenBank genome assembly.